UAAAGAAACUUUUUAUUAAUUCCUGUGGGUCGCGGAGUGUCAGUAAGAUGUUUUGAGGUUAUGCUGAAAGACGAAAGACGUUUUGGUAACUCGGUGCUGUUGUUUUUGUGUUAUAGUUACUGUGUACAUGUCGGAUACGAGUGUUUGUGCCGAUUUCAGCUAUUGUUUUGAAGUGUAACUCAGGUGACGUUUGUUGGAUGACGCUCUUGUAAUUUGUGUUUACUUCAACACUUGUAAGGGGGACGCUGCGAUCACUUUUUGACCUUGCCUAUGGUCCGGACACAAGGAUAAGUGACAGAAUGUCAAGGAAGUCCCGUCAGGGGUACAGCAUUCGUCACCUCCUACAGUUGCCAAAUGCGCCGCGCAGUCCCCCCGCUGGUCAUCCACCUGGACCCUGUAUCAAGGCCUCACUGCGACAUCGAAUGCCUUCACCAUCGGAACAAGAUGCACGUGACUGCGACGAGGACUCUAAAAAGACGCCAGAUGAUGAGCAGAUAACCCAUAAACUUUUCCGGCCAUCAACUUCAAAAACGACGGCGCCACUGAAUACGCAGUCAUCGCUAUCGCACAUCAACAAACGAAGAUUGGAGUUCGGCGUGGAUGUUGAAACGUUCAGAUUGAAUAACAGGCGAUACGAACGUGCCGGUAGUGAGGGCUCCAUGGAUGAAGAGGAAAUACUAGGCAAGCGAAGACGACGUCUCCUCGAUGAUGAACGACGCGAAGAACCCGACACUCGUCGCCGUCCUGUACCCACAUCACAUAGACCGCAAGCGUGCAGGCAAUCCGAGGAAGAUGAUGAAACACUCAUCCGGGAAACUCAAGCCGCUCUAAAAACACUUUCAGGUAGCUGGCCUCGGGACCAGGGCUCGACAAAUAGUUGCGACGAUAAUGAUGAUGCCAAUGGUUUUGAAAACCUUUUCAGUGAUAAACGUUCCGAUAAAAUGCUUCCGUCUUCCCCUUCGCCGUCUUCCGAAAGUGCUGAUGGUUCACAAAGAAGUUAUAGUUUACAUCAUCAAACCGACGACCACAAUACGAACGGUACUAGUGAUAAUGAAGAAAAAACAAAUAAAUCUCAAAGGUCUGAUAGAGAGAGAAGUAACGAAGACUACGAUAAACAUAGCAAAUAUUCUAAUAACUACGAUGCACCAAAUUUCGACGAGCUCGUCGAUUCGUCUUCCAAUGAGUUAGAAAUAGAUAUGUCAGAUCGGAACGAGGACAAAUACGACGACGAAAGAGAUUCCAAGUUAAAACGUAAGAACGAAAUGAUCACUGUGAACAAGCAAUCGCUCUAUAGUGCAUACAAAGCUGCCACUGCAGCGUUACCGUAUUCUACAACAUCUGCCUUCAAACCGCCAGCCGAAGUUAAACAUAGAAUUCACGGAGCUACACUUCCAAGUGAACCGUUUGGUGGAUAUUCCAACGAUCACGAGAAGAGUUCAAUUCACAAAGGGUCCAAACAGUACACAGUCCUACAACCGGCAGGAGCGGGUUCUCGUGCUGCUACCGCCCUUCAAGAAGCUCGGACUGUGCCUUCAGCGCAACCAUCGCGAGAUUCCCGACCUCUCGCCGCACUCUCCCCGCCGGUCGCUAGAGAAGGCAACAAGUGUCCUACUCCCGGUUGCAAUGGGCAGGGCCACGUCACCGGCCUGUACACGCAUCACAGGAGUCUGUCAGGAUGCCCAAGAAAGGAUAAAGUCACACCGGAGAUAUUGGCGUUGCACGAGACGAUCUUGAAGUGCCCCACGCCGGGGUGCAACGGUCGCGGUCACGUCAGCUCCAACCGCAGCACACACCGCUCGCUCUCCGGCUGCCCGACCGCUGCUGCCAGGAAAGCAGCCGCCAGGUCACAAAGAGCUAGGCCUACAGUGCCGCCACAAACUCCAAUCACAAUAACAAGCGAGAGCACAGUGAACGUGCGCGAACGCGAGCAGGCGGCAUCGCCGCGCAGUCCCGCGGUGAAGCGAGAAGCUCCCGAACUGCUGGUCCCUAAGCGCGAGGCCGCCGAGCCCGAGCGCGACUCUCCCGGGAUGGAGACGCGCCACGCCGGCUACGGCGCGCCGCCAGACCAGAGAUCGCCGUAUGAGCGGCCACUAGAUGACCACGUCCGCUCUUACAGUCAAAUGAACGAAGCGCGGUACGGUUAUGAAUCCCGGUGCUACGAAGGCGCUCCAGCCUUCGAGCGGUAUGAUCCGGCACAAUGUCCGCAGCGCUCGUAUGGCUGGGAGGAAGAGCGGUACCACGACCCUCACUUACCCACGCCUAUGAAAACAGACCAGUCCGAACAGGAGGCCAGCUCCGGACCAAUUUACCCUAGACCAAUGUACCACUACGAAACGAGUAGCGGAGUAGGUGCAGUGGGCGGCGUCAGCGCAAUGGGGCCCGGGGUGCCCCCAGGCUUCUCCGCCAUCAACCUCUCGGUGAAGAUAGCGGCGGCACAAGCGCAACGACCGCGCAGUCCUACGCCAAGAGAUCCCAGAGAUCCCCGUCCGGCCAUAGAUCUUUCCACGUCUAGUGGUAGUCCACAGGGUCCAUAUGCGUCACCGGUUUACACGAGCGCCGGUGGCGGCAGCGGGGGCGGAGCCCGAGGCAGUCCACAGCCGGGCGCUUCGCCCCAGCUCACCGCCAGUCCACAGGUGCCCAGUCCGCAGGGCCAGACCCUCGACCUUAGUGUGUCACGUUUACCACAUAGUCGCAGUUUCCCCGGUGGUGUGUCGUACAGUCGAGAAUCAACGCCAGACAGCGGGGGAAGUCAUCCAUACCUAGAAGCCUAUCAUCGAGACGCAGCUGGUUACGGCGGCGUCAGUCCCCAUCCUGUUGCGGGCUACGGCCUCGGGCAGCCGGAUUACGCGGCAGCGGCGGCAGCGGCAGGCUACGGCGGCUACCAAUACCAGUGCGGCGCGUACCCGCCGCCCGCGUACCCGCCGCACGCGCCGCCAUAUUCACCGCCCUGCUAUAUGCCACCGCCGCACGCGCCGCACGACAAGCCCAAAGACAGCAGUUUGUAUAUGUGCAGCCUAUCGGGAUGUCCGCGCGCCGACCGCUCACAACUUCAGCCACACUCUCAGGAGUUGAAGUGUCCUACACCAGGGUGCGAUGGCUCUGGGCACGUGACCGGCAACUACUCGUCACACCGCUCGCUAUCUGGUUGUCCGAGAGCUAACAAACCAAAGAGCAAACCAAGAGACGGACAGGACUCUGAACCUCUGAGAUGCCCAAUACCGGGCUGUGACGGGUCUGGACACGCUACAGGGAAAUUCUUGUCGCAUCGAAGUGCCUCUGGUUGCCCGAUUGCGAAUCGCAACAAGAUGCGAGUGCUGGAAAGCGGUGGGACCGUGGAACAGCACAAGGCGGCCGUUGCAGCGGCGGCAUCGGCCAUCAAGUUCGACGGGGUGAACUGUCCAACGCCCGGUUGUGACGGCUCGGGUCAUAUAAACGGCUCGUUCCUCACACAUAGGUCCCUGUCAGGGUGUCCAGUUGCUGGCGCCGCGACACCCACACCUCAACCAAAGAAACCAAAAUAUCCUGAUGAUAUAACGCCUCUCUACCCCAAACCUUAUUCAGGUAUGGAGAUGAACAUGCAGACUGGGAACGGCGAAGAUUUGAUGGCUCUUGAACAGGAGAUAACAGAAUUGCAACGUGAAAACGCUCGAGUGGAGUCGCAAAUGAUUCGCCUCAAAUCAGAUAUCAAUGCGAUGGAGACGCACCUAAAUCACGGAGAAAGGGAGCAGCAACUAAUAUCUCAAAGGAACAACAACCUCAACGAGUACUACGAAAGUCUUCGCAACAACGUGAUCACACUACUAGAACAUGUGCGCAUCCCCGGCGGUGCGGGGGUGCGGGCGGUGCGGGGGGAGCGGUGCCAGUAACCAGUGCAGGCCCACCAGGCGCAGCGCCUCCUCCCGGACCAGGCGAGAAACCCGCCCAUGACAACUUCGACUCCUAUCUCACCAAACUGCAGACUCUGUGCUCCCCCGACGGCUACUGCCCCGACGAGAAUCGCCCCAUCUACGA
Molecule: messenger RNA, 4011 nt
Organism: Galleria mellonella (greater wax moth)
Lineage: Eukaryota; Metazoa; Arthropoda; Insecta; Lepidoptera; Pyralidae
Product: myelin transcription factor 1
Exons: 20
Coding region: 300-3866 (1188 amino acids)
Biological process (GO): regulation of transcription by RNA polymerase II
Cellular component (GO): nucleus
Molecular function (GO): RNA polymerase II cis-regulatory region sequence-specific DNA binding; zinc ion binding; DNA-binding transcription factor activity, RNA polymerase II-specific
Source: RefSeq, a predicted model, not a curated record